Molecule: messenger RNA, 273 nt
Organism: Aphanomyces astaci
Lineage: Eukaryota; Oomycota; Saprolegniomycetes; Saprolegniales; Verrucalvaceae
Exons: 2
Coding region: 1-273 (90 amino acids)
Source: RefSeq, a predicted model, not a curated record
AUGGCCACAAUAGCUCACGCGCCUCCAGCUUCCACUGCAAUGACCGACCAACCACAUCAUCCUGCCAAAAUCAACCCCGAUACAAGGGAGCUCGCUCGUUCCCUCACAAAAAACGGGCUUGCCGACGCCUCCCUCGACACUAGCGAGGCUCACCAAACGUCCCAUUCGAUUCUCCAACCGGUCGCGACACCACCUCUGGAGGCUGUCCACUGCCUCAUUGGGUUUCAGCUCAUGAUGAAACCGUUGCAGUCGUUUCAGAGAGUACCAAAAUAG